Ruditapes philippinarum (Manila clam) is the source of this 483-nucleotide messenger RNA. RefSeq lists its product as uncharacterized. The transcript has 3 exons. NCBI's taxonomy places the organism in Eukaryota, Metazoa, Mollusca, Bivalvia, Venerida, Veneridae. The record is from RefSeq and is a predicted model, not a curated record. Bases 21 to 356 code for a protein of 111 amino acids.
UGGUAACAAUCCAUGCAAACAUGGAAGUUGCUGGACAAAUGACCAUGGCCAUGCCCACUAUCAAUGUAACUGUCAUAUUGGAUGGAAAGGAAAAAAUUGUACUAAUGUUGACUGUUCCAGCCCAGUACAUUGUUAUAACGGAGGGAAAUGUGUGCCAAUGUAUUCUUACACCGAUUAUCGCUGUAUUUGUUCAGAGGGUUGGGAAGGUCGAAACUGUGAACGCAGAGAUUGUUCCAGUGAUUUGUACUGUAAGAAUGGGGGAACAUGUUCUGUUACAAAUGGAGGGUCUAGCUACACUUGUAAAUGUGCUGCCGGCUGGAAAGGCGUCAACUGUGACUUUGUCGGCAAGUCUAUAAAAUCAUCGGUUGUCUGAUAAAGUUUAUAAUAGCUCCAUGUGAAGGCAAUUUUAAUUAAAUGCCUUUAAAAAGGGCUUUGAAUGAGAUGCAUUAUAUUAUUAUUGAACGAUUUAUUUUGCUCAAUUUA